CUGAUCAAAGCCACUCCUCCGUGCUCCAUUAAUAAUAAGCAGACAAGAGGAAGAAAAAACCCAACAGAGAAGAAAGUUCAUCCAACAUCAUCAUCUAAAAGCUUAUUGUACUCAAUAUCGUCUGGUUGCUCUACUCAGCUUCUCCAACCUUCGCGUUUUCCCCCACCAGAAAGUCCGAACUUCGCUAAGAUAAAACUAUCUCUGUCGCUACUAAUUCAUAAAGCCGAGGCAAAGCUAUUCUUGACAUAUUUCCCUCAUUCAAGUCCUCCCACCCUAGAAAACAAACGUCCUAUAUUCUCAUUCCCAAUCGCGAUGUAUGCCACACGAGUUCUACGCCAAGCGGCAGCACACGCCGAGCGCACUCCCUUGAUUCGCUUCAUCGGCAAGCGAUCCAUUCCUGAAAAUGUAGACCACACCCCGCAACCGCACCCGGCCUCCCCCAGCGGUGCCCUCCCGUCUGACUUCGGCAGCAGCGGCAACUCUCACACAUCUUUCUCCACGUACCGCGACCACGCUCAGCAGCACGGUCCUCUACGUAAGACCAUUGGCGCUGCCGGUGGCAUUGGCGCUCAGUCGGCCGCCCGCCUCGGCCCCGUUGAACCUCCGAAGGGCAUCUACUUCGACCGCAACCAGCUGCCCGAGCGCUUCCGCCGCGUUCCCCUCACGGCAGUCGAGAUUGAGGCCAUCGAGACAGGCGGCGCUGCUUUGUUCGGUUGAGGCCCCGCUCCGUCUUGGCGGGUAUAAAAUGCAGCUAUACCCGUGCGAGUAUGACAAACAGACGACGUUGUGAAUUCGGCGACAGAGCAGAAUGGCGGGCAAGCUGUAUUGCUCGAUGCUUC
Messenger RNA from Daldinia loculata, 839 nucleotides. RefSeq lists its product as uncharacterized. Gene Ontology annotation, biological process: 2-oxoglutarate metabolic process. The record is from RefSeq and is a predicted model, not a curated record. Lineage: Eukaryota; Fungi; Ascomycota; Sordariomycetes; Xylariales; Hypoxylaceae. The coding region runs from base 313 to 717 and encodes 134 amino acids. The transcript is spliced from 2 exons.